This is a messenger RNA of Suncus etruscus (white-toothed pygmy shrew), 1466 nucleotides long. RefSeq names its product lysine demethylase 4D (gene KDM4D). NCBI's taxonomy places the organism in Eukaryota, Metazoa, Chordata, Mammalia, Eulipotyphla, Soricidae. The transcript has a single exon. The coding region runs from base 39 to 1466 and encodes 475 amino acids. Gene Ontology annotation, cellular component: nucleus. Gene Ontology annotation, molecular function: histone H3K9 demethylase activity. Gene Ontology annotation, biological process: chromatin remodeling. The record is from RefSeq and is a predicted model, not a curated record.
CCCGCGCCCACCCACCGCCAACGCCGCCGCCGAUCGCCAUGAAGCCCAAGGCCCAGGGCGGCGAGAACCCGAGCUGCAGCAUCAUGGUGUUCCGGCCCAGCGCCGAGGAGUUCCGCGACUUCGACAGGUACAUCGAGUACAUGGAGUCGCAGGGCGCGCACCGCGCCGGCCUGGCCAAGGUGGUGCCGCCGCGGGAGUGGCGCGCCCGGCGCUCGUACGAGGACAUCGACGACAUCCUGAUCCGCGCGCCGCUGCAGCAGGUGGUGUCGGGCUGCGCCGGCGUGUUCACGCAGUACCACCGGCGCAGGGCGGCCAUGACGGUGGCCGAGUACCGGCGCCUGGCGCUCAGCGAGCCGCACCGGCCGCCGCCGCACCGCGACUUCCAGGACCUGGAGCGCAAGUACUGGAACACGCGGCUCUACGGCUGCCCCGUGUACGGCGCCGACAUCAGCGGCUCGCUCUUCGACGGCUCGAGCGCGCAGUGGGACCUGGGCCACCUGGGCACCAUCCAGGACCUGCUGGAGCAGGAGUGCGGCGUGGUCAUCGAGGGCGUCAACACGCCCUACCUCUACUUCGGCAUGUGGAAGACCACCUUCGCCUGGCACACGGAGGACAUGGACCUCUACAGCAUCAACUACCUGCACCUGGGCGCGCCCAAGACGUGGUACGCCGUGCCGCCCGAGCACGGCCAGCGGCUGGAGCGCCUGGCGCGCGAGCUCUUCCCGGGCAGCGCGCGCGGCUGCGGCGCCUUCCUGCGGCACAAGGUGGCCCUCAUGUCGCCCUCGGUGCUGCGCGACCACGGCAUCCCGGUGGGCCGCGUGACGCAGGAGGCGGGCGAGUUCAUGGUCACCUUCCCCUACGGCUACCACGCGGGCUUCAACCACGGCUUCAACUGCGCCGAGGCCAUCAACUUCGCCACGGCGCGCUGGAUCGACUACGGCAAGGUGGCGUCGCAGUGCAGCUGCGGCGAGGCGCGCGUGGCCUUCUCCAUGGACGCCUUCGUGCGCAUCCUGCAGCCCGAGCGCUACGAGCUGUGGCGGCGCGGCCAGGACCGCGCGCGGCCCGACCACGCCGGCAGGCCCAAGCCGGGCGCCGCGAGGGCCGGCCGGACCCCGGCCCCGGCUCUGACGGCGACGCCGACCCCGACCCCGGCCGCCACGAGCGCCGUGCGCUCCCGGGCGCGCCCCGGCUCCGGCCCCCGGCGCCUCGGGCCCGGGCGCCCCGCGGCGACCUCCCCGGAGCCCGCCCCCAGGACCCCCGGCCGCGGCCGGAGAGGGCGCCGGCCGCGGGACCCGGCCUCGCCGGAAGGCGCCGCGCAGCAGGCGCGCGCCAAGAAGCGCUUCUGUCCGAGCGCGGACCCUCCCGGCCCUGCCCCGCCGAGCCCCGCGCCCGCGCCCGCGCCGCCUCUCCCCGAAGCCCAGGCCGCGCCCCCGAGCCCCGCCGCCGCCGCCGCCGCCCCCGAGUGA